Asparagus officinalis (garden asparagus) is the source of this 552-nucleotide messenger RNA. Its product is annotated as heavy metal-associated isoprenylated plant protein 47-like. The coding region runs from base 30 to 416 and encodes 128 amino acids. The transcript is spliced from 3 exons. NCBI's taxonomy places the organism in Eukaryota, Viridiplantae, Streptophyta, Magnoliopsida, Asparagales, Asparagaceae. The record is from RefSeq and is a predicted model, not a curated record.
ACACAAAGCCUACGUACCUUCCACUCAAAAUGGCGAAGCAAAAAAUUGUGAUCCGGGUCACGAUGAAAGAUGCAAAGAAGCGAUCAAAAGCGCUUAAAAUAGCCGUAGGGCUACCUGGUGUUAUAUCAGCAGGGUUGGGAGGAGUCGAUAAGGAUACAAUCGUGGUCGUUGGAGAUGGAAUUGACUCGGUUGAGCUCACCAUGAUUCUUAGGAAGCGGAUGGGGUCUGCAGAUCUAGUCAGCGUAACUACAACAAACGAAAAGAAGUACAAGGAAUUUGAGGGGGAUCAACGGACAACGAUGCAAAUUUGGCCUAGCCAAACGCCAUUUGCAUCCUACGAUUCCUACUCCCCCUACUCGUCCUACCCGUACACAUAUCAAGUUCAUGAGCCAACUCCAUCUUGUGCUACUAUGUAGGUUUAUGUUCUCAAAUAUUUUGUUUAUAUUUGUGGCGUGGAUUGUAAAUAUGUAAUAAUAUGCUUUAGUACGUAUCAGAUUAAUAGGGGGUAGUGAAAGAGAUCUUAUAGCAUGAUUAACAUAAUUUAACACUCGU